Molecule: messenger RNA, 807 nt
Organism: Penicillium macrosclerotiorum
Lineage: Eukaryota; Fungi; Ascomycota; Eurotiomycetes; Eurotiales; Aspergillaceae
Exons: 3
Coding region: 1-807 (268 amino acids)
Source: RefSeq, a predicted model, not a curated record
AUGGCAGAGCAGGCUCCUUGUUCAGCCUUGAAAGAUGCGUCCUGCGGGGACUACUUACACAGAGGGUUUCCCUCACCCGAAGCUAGGCCUGAUCACGUUGAAAACAUGAUACAACUCUAUCCUGACUUAAGUAUCAACAAACUUAACCAAGCCAUGGAAUUAGGCGACCGCCUGUUUCCUCCGAGCUUAAAUCAGUUGGAAGCUCGUGUCAAGCACUUACAAGCUGAAGGACUUUGGAACCUUUCGGAGCUUGGGAUCCUGGCAAGUCUACCUGCACGGCAAAAAAUAGUCGAAAUAUUUAAAUAUGUUAAGACAUCGGGCCUACCUAAUGCAGGGAAUUAUAUGAGGAUCCGACUUGCCAAGGUUCAAUUCACCACGCAUGUUCUCAACUGCAUCGAGGCAUCUAUUAGAAACCCUCGCGAUCGACAGCAUCCGGCCCCUAGAAAAUCGCUUGUUCGCGAUGCCAUCUUUCGAUACCAGCAGGGUCACUCACAUCUCCUGUCUUACAACACCAAUUGGCUCAUGUUGAUCUGUCUCAAACUGGGCAGAGAGACCGCAAAAUUUACAGAGACACAGAUGAGAGCUCUGGUAUCUUAUGUUUCGGCAACUAGACCAUAUAUCAUCAGUUUCGGCAGCAAGUUGAAAACCGCUGUCAAGCAUUUUCUGACCUAUCAUCAGCUGCCUGCGAGACCAACAGUUGACGAGAUUAGAAGCAUGAUAGGAAUCCAAGCUUCAACCACAGCGAGCGUAGAUCAGCAUAUGGACGACGUCACUGGUAAUUACGCGAUAUUCUCAAGCAGAAGCUAA